Molecule: messenger RNA, 2229 nt
Organism: Perognathus longimembris pacificus (Pacific pocket mouse)
Lineage: Eukaryota; Metazoa; Chordata; Mammalia; Rodentia; Heteromyidae
Gene: Slco6a1
Product: solute carrier organic anion transporter family member 6A1
Exons: 14
Coding region: 1-2229 (742 amino acids)
Biological process (GO): sodium-independent organic anion transport; transmembrane transport
Cellular component (GO): membrane
Molecular function (GO): protein binding
Source: RefSeq, a predicted model, not a curated record
AUGAAGGAAGCCUUGGUGGAUCUCAAGCCACCUUCUACCAUGGCCAUGAAGAGGCUGGGCGCUGCGCCCCAGGAGGGCCGGCAGGGGAGGAAGGGCAGCAUCUUGUCCCGGGAGGGCUGGCCCUCGCCCAGCGCGGUGUCCUGGGAGGCCCCUUCGGUGAGGACCACGAGCGCCAUCGCCAGCGAGGAGGCCUCGGAGGUCAGGCGAAAACCCCUGUACCUCACCAUGAUCCCAGCAGCCAUGAUGAAGUUCAGCAGGUCCCAGAAAAGGAAGAAGAAAACCGACUCUGAGCUGGCUGAGGAGCAGCCCUUAGGGGCAGAGGCCAAGGCGGCCCCCGAGACCUGCGGCUUGGGGUGCAUCGUGCUCCCCUGCUUGCAGAGACUCAACAACAUCCGCUGCUUCCUGGCUUUGUACUGCUUCCUGGUGCUGGCCCAGGGCACUGUGUUCGGCCUUGUAGACCUGAGCAAUGCCAAUUUUCACAGGGAAUAUGAGGUGAGCAGUGUGGAGAAAAUGGUCUUGGCACUCACUUAUGAUGUUUCCUCUGGCCUGACAGCAGUAUUUAUAGCUUACUAUGGAGGGAAAGGACACAGAACAAGGUGGAUCGCAAGUUCCUCCUUCCUCAUUGGAUUUGGAUCAUUUUUAUUUGCUGUUCCAUUCUACAAUGCUAAAAUUCGUCGGUCAGUGUUAGAAAUGGAAGAUAUUUGCCAGAAAAACAAGGAUAUCAACUUUUGCCCAAGAACUGGAACAAGAUUCCAAGUCAAGUAUCUAUUUUUCUUCAUCCUUGGGAAAAUGGUUCAAGGAAUUGCAGGAAUGCCUCUUUAUAUCCUUGGAAUGACCUUUGUUGAUGACAAUGUCUCCACGCACUCCUCGGGCAUCUAUUUAGGUAUUGGUGAUGCUUCAGAAAUAUUGGGAUACGGUUUGGGUUAUGCAAUAGGAGCACCACAUCUUAGAGCUGAUAAUAAAACUUUAGUGCAAAGCUCCAGCCACUAUGAGCCUGACAAACCUUUAAAAUGGUAUGCAACUUGGUGGAUAGAUUUUCUUUUUGUCGCUGCAGCUGCAUGGUCUACAUUUAUACCAUUUUUAUUCUUUCCACGUGUUUUAUCAGGUACAGAAAAAGUAAAAGCUGAGAAAAAGAAAGAGGCUACUUCGAUUGACACCAAGCUCAAAGAUCAGGACUCUGAAGCUAGCAUUAAGGAUUUAUUUGUUUCUACUUGGAGUCUGAUGAAGAAUCCACUGUUCUUGUGCCAAGCUGUGUCCAAGGCUGUGGAAGCCUUAAUUAUUAUUGGAGCUUCCAAGUUUUUACCUGUAUAUAUAGAAAAUCAAUUUAUAUUAACACCCAGGAUGGCAACUAUGCUUACAGGAGUUAUUUUAAUUCCAGGAGGUUCAAUCGGACAUUUUCUGGGAGGUGUCAUUGUUUCUAAGUUAAGACUGUCUUGUAAAGGCCUGAUGAGAUUUGUAAUGGUUACUUCUAUUGUAUCUAUUAUAUGUCUUUCCCUUGUAAUUUUUGUACACUGCGACCCAGAUAAAUUUGCUGGAAUCAAUGAAAAUUAUGAUGGAACAGGUGAGAUCGGAAACCUCACGGCUCCUUGUAACGCUCACUGCGGAUGCUCUGCCAUGAUCUAUUUUUCUGUAUGUGGAAGAGAUGAGGUUGAAUAUUUUUCUCCCUGCUUUGCAGGCUGUAAACGUUCUAAAGUUUUAAACAGAGAAAAGGCAUACUACAAUUGCAGUUGCAUUAAAAAUGGACUGUUAACCUCUGAUAUAGAAGGUGAUUUUAUUGAUGCUCUACCUGGAAAAUGUGACACCAAGUGUUAUAAAUUACCUCUGUUCUUUGCUUUUAUCCUUUCUUCAAUUAUUUUUUCCUGUUUUUCUGCCAUACCACUCAAUCUGGCAAUUUUCCGGACUGUACCAGGCAGACUCCAUUCUCUGGCCUUAGGUUUAUCCUAUGUGAUUGUGAGACUACUUGGUACCAUUCCUGGACCGUUAAUCUUUGAAUGGACAAUACGAAAUUCUUGCACUUUUCGAGACACUAAUAGAUGUGGACGCAGAGGACGUUGUUGGAUCUAUAACAAGAUAAAAAUGGCGACCGUAUGGGUGGGAAUAUGUUUUUUCUGCAAAUUAUGCACCAUCAUCCUCUCUUGUAUUGGAAUUCAUAUAUUGAGACAUCUUAAGAAGGACAGCACAGAUGAACUGUCUCUAAACAUAUCAGAUAACAAUCUGACUGUUGUGUAA